This is a messenger RNA of Sorghum bicolor (sorghum), 1170 nucleotides long. RefSeq names its product ran-binding protein 1 homolog b. Gene Ontology annotation, molecular function: GTPase activator activity. NCBI's taxonomy places the organism in Eukaryota, Viridiplantae, Streptophyta, Magnoliopsida, Poales, Poaceae. The record is from RefSeq and is a predicted model, not a curated record. The transcript is spliced from 4 exons. Gene Ontology annotation, biological process: nucleocytoplasmic transport. Gene Ontology annotation, cellular component: cytoplasm; nuclear pore. The coding region runs from base 176 to 841 and encodes 221 amino acids.
UGGGUCUAUCCUCGCUGGCUACGUCUCCCCUCCGCGCACAAAAACCCUAGCACGCAGGCCGCAGGCGCAGCCAGCCCUGCUCCCAAAGCUUCUGGAGAACACCUACCCGUCUUCCCUCCCUUGCCCCGCCGUCGCGUGCUCUUCGAAUCGAAUCGCGCCGCUGUCGCCUCACCUCAUGGCGGACAAGGAGCCCGUCGUGGAGCGACCCGAGGCGGCUGAGGAGGAGGACGCCUCGGCCGCCGCCGCCGCCGCGGGGGAGGAGGAGGACACGGGCGCCCAGGUGGCCCCCAUCGUGCGGCUCGAGGAGGUAGCCGUCACCACCGGCGAGGAGGACGAGGACGUCCUGCUCGACAUGAAGGCGAAGCUGUACCGUUUUGACAAAGACGGGAACCAAUGGAAGGAACGAGGCACGGGCACCGUCAAGCUUCUCAAGCACAAGGAGAGCAGCAAGGUCCGCCUAGUCAUGCGCCAGGCCAAGACGCUUAAGAUCUGCGCGAACCACCUCGUGGCCUCCACCACGAAAAUGCAGGAGCAUGCCGGCAGCGACAAGUCGUGCGUCUGGCACGCUGCCGAUUUUGCAGAUGGCGAACUUAAGGAGGAGAUGUUUGCCAUCCGGUUUGGUUCCGUAGAAAAUUGCAAGAAAUUCAAGGAGUUGAUUGAGGAGAUUGCUGAGUCACUUACAAAGAACGAAGGCAAGGAAGGUGAAGAUGGUUCUUCCACGGCUGAAUUGCUGGAGAAGCUCACUGUGAGCGAGGACAAAUCUGAGGGAAGUGGCAAGUCGGAGUCAACUGAUUCUGGCAAAGUGAACGAAACCAAAUCUGACGCAGCCCCAGCCGAGUAGUUGGUGUUGUUUCACGCAGAUCCACCCGGUGCCAAAUCUGUUUGUGUCCUUCCCAGUGGAAGUUUGGUGCCCGUUAGCCAUGAAAUAUGACUGCUCACAUUUGGGGGCGAGUUGGAGCAGUCUCAGGUGUUUGGAUUUGGUCUACUCUGGUUUGGUCCGGGCUUGAUUUUGUUAAAAACUUGGAGUCCAUCGGGGUUGUGGAACGUUUGGUAUGUGAGUCGCUAGUAUUUUAUUGCAUGGAUCGGUAUGGAUUGCGGUAAAUUCAUUCAUAUAAGGUGCAUCCUAUAUUUUUUUAAUUUGGUUCAAUACACAUACAUAUGUUGUAUUAA